Messenger RNA from Cercopithifilaria johnstoni, 1014 nucleotides. NCBI's taxonomy places the organism in Eukaryota, Metazoa, Nematoda, Chromadorea, Rhabditida, Onchocercidae. The record is from the annotation of a GenBank genome assembly.
AUGAUGAACCAUAUUCAUUAUACUGUUCUGUUGACUCUCAUCUAUAAAUCGUGCACAAGUUUUCUGGAUUUUCCGAGCGACAACAUUCGUAGAUUACCAGCACUAGAUAUUAUCGGUGGUUAUCCAAGUUUUUUCGGAGCAAUUUAUGUAUAUGAUGGCCAUAUCAAUCAAGAUUCGAACCGUAUUGGACCAAAGUCAAAUCGAUUUUUACCGCUUUCAACAGUUUUACAUUUUACUGUUAAAAGUACUGGCUGUUCGAAUCUGACUUCUAUCAAUUUGGAAUGUGAAGCAACAUGCCCAAAGAAUGAUCCAAAUUGUACAAUAGAGCAGCAAGCUGGUGACGAGGAAAACUUAUUGAAAGCAGCAACAAUGUUUGAAAAAAAAAGUAUCGAUGGCUAUGUUUAUGGAAAUAAAGUACGUACAAAUGGCCAACUGUCAAUCUUAAGACCAGAUGCCCGUGGGCUUUGCACGCAUUUGUAUAAGCAAUCUUUGAAGUACAAAGUAAAUUAUACAACUAGCUGUCGAUGGCACUUCCAUAGUGAAAAGGGUUGCGAUGUCAAUGACCUGAUAAAAUUUCUUUCGAAUCAGAUGAAUAGUACCGAAAUAUGUGAUCAAACCGGUAAUCAGUGUGUCGUGCCAAUCUUCAGAAAUAUGGUUACUAUAUCAAGCGAUGAAAAAUGUGAUAAUUACUCUGUAAUGAGCGUUUGUUUGGCUACCCAACAAGGAUCAAUUCUGGGAAUGCUAAUCGAAUUUUUACCAUCUUCUAAUAAGUGUCGCGAAAACUACUGUAUUUUGACAACAAAAAUAUCGUUCCAAGAAGUUUCACAACGAUUCCUGGACAAGAUAAAAAUGUCGAGAUAUGAAAACAGCGAAGGUCGCUUCCGGUGUCCAUCUGAAGUAACAUGUCCAGCAGAAUUAUUUUAUUUCUUGAAUACAUGUGAUCAUGGAGAAUUUUCAACACAGUUUUUUGUCGUAAUACCUCUUCUUGCUUUAUUUUUGUUGUAUGUAUCAUAG